Messenger RNA from Sinocyclocheilus rhinocerous, 457 nucleotides. RefSeq names its product galactose-specific lectin nattectin-like. The transcript is spliced from 4 exons. Bases 146 to 442 code for a protein of 98 amino acids. The record is from RefSeq and is a predicted model, not a curated record. NCBI's taxonomy places the organism in Eukaryota, Metazoa, Chordata, Actinopteri, Cypriniformes, Cyprinidae.
CAAGAAAACCACAGACAUGUAACAGUGUUGUCCUGGUGACUUAUACACACUUGAUAUCAAGUAAAGCAUAAAAGCAGGGCUCUUUCUGGAACUCCACAAAAUCUUCCUCUGAGAUUCUGACGGCAACGGUCUGAAAACCAAGUUCAUGGCGAUGCUGAGAAGUCUGCUGGUUCUGUUCAUCUUGUUCUCCAUGGGAAAUGCAGAUGUUGUUCUAGAUAAACAAUGCCACUAUGGAUGGACAAAUUUUGGAGUCCGAUGCUACAAGUUCUUCUCUCAGUCGGCUGACUGGAUCACAGCAGAGAGAAACUGUAUAGAUCGGCAUGGAAAUCUCGCAUCUGUGCACGAUGAACUGGAAAACAAUUUUCUGAUGAGUCGGUUGCCUUCUACUACACGAUGUUGGCUUGGUGUUCAUGAUGGUGUACAAGUAAGUUGUGUGGCCUAAAGAGACUUAUUUGUU